AUGGCUGUUGCUGUUCGUGUCUUGUUCAUCACAGCCACCAGCACAAGUGGUGGUGGUGGUGGUGGUGGUCUAUACCACCACCGUCACCAGGUUUUCCCCAAUUCUCUCUUCUUCGCUGCUGCGUUCAAGAAUCCCCAAUUCAAGAAUCGUCGAUUCCUACGCCCCCUUUUGAUUUCACUACCGGAUUCACGGGCUUUCCGAUUCCUCGCCGUCACUUCUUCUUCUUCUUCUUCUUCUUCUUCCCAUCCACCGCCCAACCCUGACUCCUCCGGCUCCUCUCCUGGUGACGACCCAGAUCCUCCACCUUCAGGUGUAGCAGCAUCAAAGAUGUCUACAUUGCAAGACAAAGUUCACAUCUUUUUUGCAGUUUUUUUCUGGAUGUCAUUGUUCUUCUGGGCUUCAGCAUGGGAUGGAACUAAUAAUAAUAACAACAACAAUAACAAUAAUAAUGGCAGACCCGAUAAGGGUGGUGGAGGAUCUCGCUUCAGAAGAUAAUCCAGCUUUCCCCCCGCCCGUUUAUCUAGUGUUUGUCAAAAGUCAAAACACACUCCUUAAAUUGAAUUGAAGUGAAGAACUUGAUUGUAGGGUAAACCUAGUUUUGAACAUUAAAAAACAAAUACAUAGUGUUCAUCAAUCUCAAUUUUAGUUUAUUUAUAUCCCCUUCUCUUGCAAUCAUCUAAUUGUAUAGACAUACUAUAUUAUCAACUUUUAUUAGAUUUUAGGGUUUGUAAUCAUCUAAUACAAAUCAUAUAAUAAUAUGUA
This is a messenger RNA of Impatiens glandulifera, 762 nucleotides long. RefSeq names its product serine/threonine-protein kinase pakG. The transcript has 2 exons. The record is from RefSeq and is a predicted model, not a curated record. The coding region runs from base 1 to 495 and encodes 164 amino acids. Lineage: Eukaryota; Viridiplantae; Streptophyta; Magnoliopsida; Ericales; Balsaminaceae.